AUGAUGUGCCAUUGUGUCAGCGAGCCGCCCGUGUUCGAUCUUCCGCCGCCGCCCGACCCGAGUCUGAUUUGGCAUCUCAUCAGCGAUGAGACGCUCGAUGAGGCCGUCGACGAGCAAUGCGGCACAUCGAAUCAAUUUGUGAGCAUCUCCGACAUUCGCGACACCAUCUCAUCGAUGAGCGACGACGUCGUCGUCAACGAUGACGACGAGCUCAUCGUCAACGUGCUCAUCGGCGUCGCCGUCGUCUCGAUUCUCCUGCUUGUCGCGAUUUGCGCGACGGUCGCGCGACGCGUUCGACAAAGGCAUCGCGAUCGGGCGACGUCGUCGUCGUCGAAGAAGUUGUCGUCGGACUCGAUGCUGGUCUCGCGCGAGCACCUCUGGACGUACAAUUCGAUGAAGCCCCGUCAGAUGGUCUACACGAACGAUUCGACGGCGGGCAGUCGCGUGUUUCAGCACACGCCGACGACGUUGCGCUCGUACGUCGGAAUGGCGCCGCCGCCGCCGCCGCCGAUGCGCCAUUCCGAAUCGACGACACUUCGCCUCAAUCCGCACGAGAACAGCGCGUACCACACGAUUUCGAUGGUCCCGCCGCCGCCGUCGGACCACUAUGAGGAGAUCGGCUAUUUGACGACGACGACGAAACGAAUGGCGUCGGUUCGACGACCGCCGCCGAGCUGUCGGCCGCCGCAACCGCCGACGACGACGACGCAAUCGCCGGCGUCGCUGAGCGACGCCAGCUACGACAGAGAGAUCAGCCGAAUCGCCAACGAGUCGCCGCGCCAGUGGGAUGACGGGUCGGGACGCGAGAGCGGCUACGGCACCGCGCCGCCGAGCCAUCAAUGGAAGAGCCCGACGGGCGGCAGCGCGUCGCCCUACGUGACGCCACAAACGAUGACCUACGUGUAG
This is a messenger RNA of Caenorhabditis bovis, 906 nucleotides long. Lineage: Eukaryota; Metazoa; Nematoda; Chromadorea; Rhabditida; Rhabditidae. The record is from the annotation of a GenBank genome assembly.